AUGUUUUUAUUUGUGUUUGGUGUGUCCAAUACAUUCUAUGUGUUUGGUGUGUCUAAUGUUUUCUACGUGUUUGGUGUGUCCAAUGUUUUCUAUGUGUUUGGUGUGUAUAAUGUUUACUAUGUGUUUGGUGUGUCCAAUGUUUUCUAUGUGUUUGGUGUGUCUAAUGUUUUCUACGUGUUUGGUGUGUCCAAUGUUUACUAUGUGUUUGGUGUGUCUAAUGUUUUCUACGUGUUUGGUUUGUCUAAUGUUUUCUACGUGUUUGGUGUGGCCAAUGUUUUCUAUGUGUUUGGUGUGUCUAAUGUUUUCUAUGUGUUUGGUGUGUCCAAUCUUUUCUACGUGUUUGGUGUGUUUAAUGUUUUCUAUGUGUUUGGUGUGUCCAAUCUUUUCUACGUGUUUGGUGUGUCUAAUGUUUUCUAUGUGUUUGGUGUGUCUAAUGUUUUAUAUGUGUUUGGUGUGUCUAAUGUUUUCUAUGUGUUUGGUGUGUUUAAUGUUUUCUAUGUGUUUGGUGUGUCUAAUGUUUUCUAUGUGUUUGGUGUGUCUAAUGUUUUCUAUGUGUUUGGUGUGUCUAAUGUUUUCUAUGUGUUUGGUGUGUCUAAUGGUUUCUAUGUGUUUGGUGUGUCUAAUGUUUUCUAUGUGUUUGGUGUGUCUAAUGUUUACUAUGUGUUUGGUGUGUCUAAUGUUUACUAUGUGUUUGGUGUGUCUAAUGUUUUCUAUGUGUUUGGUGUGUCUAAUGUUUUCUAUGUGUUUGGUGUGUCUAAUGUUUUCUAUGUGUUUGGUGUGUCUAAUGUUUUCUAUGUGUUUGGUGUGUCUAAUGUUUUCUACGUGUUUGGUGUGGCCAAUGUUUUCUACGUGUUUGGUGUGUCUAAUGUUUUCUAUGUGUUUGGUGUGUCUAAUGUUUUCUAUGUGUUUGGUGUGUCUAAUGUUUUCUAUGUGUUUGGUGUGUUUAAUGUUUUCUAUGUGUUUGGUGUGUCUAAUGUUUACUGUGUGUUUGGUGUGUCUAAUGUUUACUAUGUGUUUGGUGUGUUUAAUGUUUUCUAUGUGUUUGGUGUGUUUAAUGUUUUCUAUGUGUUUGGUGUGUCUAAUGUUUUCUAUGUGUUUGGUGUGUCUAAUGUUUACUGUGUGUUUGGUGUGUCUAAUGUUUACUAUGUGUUUGUUUUCUACGUGUUUGGUGUGUCUAAAGUUUUCUAUGUGUUUGGUGUGUCUAAUGUUUUCUACGUGUUUGGUGUGUCCAAUGUUUUAUAUGUGUUUGGUGUGUCAAAUGUUUUCUACGUGUUUGGUUUGUCCAUCAUAUUCUGUGUGUUUGGUGUUUCUAAUGUUUUCUAUGUGUUUGGUGUUUCUAAUGUUUUCUACGUGUUUGGUGUGUUUAAUGUUUACUAUGUGUUUGGUGUGUCUAAUGUUUUCUAUGUGUUUGGUGUGGCCAAUGUUUUCUACGUGUUUUGUGUGUCCAAUGUUUUCUACGUGUUUGGUGUGUCUAAAGUUUUCUAUGUGUUUGGUGUGUCUAAUGUUUUCUACGUGUUUGGUGUGUCCAAUGUUUUAUAUGUGUUUGGUGUGUCAAAUGUUUUCUACGUGUUUGGUUUGUCCAUCAUAUUCUGUGUGUUUGGUGUUUCUAAUGUUUUCUAUGUGUUUGGUGUUUCUAAUGUUUUCUACGUGUUUGGUGUGUUUAAUGUUUACUAUGUGUUUGGUGUGUCUAAUGUUUUCUAUGUGUUUGGUGUGGCCAAUGUUUUCUACGUGUUUUGUGUGUCCAAUGUUUUCUACGUGUUUGGUGUGUCCAAUGUUUUCUAUGUGUUUGGUGUGUCUAAUGUUUUCUACGUGUUUGGUGUGUCCAAUGUUUUAUAUGUGUUUGGUGUGUCAAAUGUUUUCUAUGUGUUUGGUUUGUCCAUCAUAUUCUGUGUGUUUGGUGUUUCUAAUGUUUUCUAUGUGUUUGGUGUUUCUAAUGUUUUCUACGUGUUUGGUGUUUCUAAUGUUUUCUACGUGUUUGGUUUGUCGAAUAUAUUCUGUGUGUUUGGUGUUUCAAAUGUUUUCUAUGUGUUUGGUGUGUCCUAUGUUUUCUAUGUGUUUGGUGUGUCCUAUGUUUUCUACGUGUUUGGUGUGUCUAAUGUUUUCUACGUGUUUGGUGUGUCUAAUGUUUUCUACGUGUUUGGUGUGUCUAAUGUUUUCUAUGUGUUUGGUGUGUCUGAUGUUUUCUACGUGUUUGGUGUGUCCAAUGUUUUCUAUGUGUUUGUUGCCACUAUGAGAGCUAGCUUACCCUCCAUGUUUGGAUAUGAUUAUUCCAAGGUGUAUGACUGGAUGGAUGGUUCGGUUUGA
This is a messenger RNA of Pecten maximus, 2304 nucleotides long. RefSeq names its product NADH-ubiquinone oxidoreductase chain 5-like. The record is from RefSeq and is a predicted model, not a curated record. The coding region runs from base 1 to 2304 and encodes 767 amino acids. The transcript has 3 exons. NCBI's taxonomy places the organism in Eukaryota, Metazoa, Mollusca, Bivalvia, Pectinida, Pectinidae.